Biomphalaria glabrata is the source of this 950-nucleotide messenger RNA. Its product is annotated as glutathione S-transferase 1-like. The transcript is spliced from 6 exons. Gene Ontology annotation, biological process: glutathione metabolic process. The coding region runs from base 172 to 792 and encodes 206 amino acids. Lineage: Eukaryota; Metazoa; Mollusca; Gastropoda; Planorbidae. Gene Ontology annotation, molecular function: glutathione transferase activity. The record is from RefSeq and is a predicted model, not a curated record.
CCCGUUCAGGAUGUAAAUGACGCGGCGGGAUUUUUCCCCAGGCUUACGCACGACUCCUACUUGGCUAUGGCUAUAUAAAGGGGAGAGAAAGCCGGAGACACUUGAAGGAACAGCUUGCAAAGUUUUCUUUGACUGCACUGAGGAUACAAGUACAAACAUUCCUAUUCCACAAUGUCUAUAAAAUUGUCUUACUUCGACUUGAGAGGAAGGGCUGAAACAAGUAGACUUGUCCUGCACGCAGCUAAGAAACCUUUUGUAGACAACAGAAUCCCGUUCUCUGAGUGGAGCAAAGUGAAGCCAACCACACCAUUCGGGAGUGUACCAGUAUUAGAAGUCAAUGGUAAACAAUUUGCCCAAGGCAUCGCUUUAUCUACCUAUCUGGCAAGAGAGAAUGGCUUGUAUGGAUCCUCCAACCUUGACGCCCUAGCAAUAGACCAGAUCCAUUUGCUGAGGGAAGACAUCAUUAUUGAAGAAAUCAAUAUUUUCAAAGAGAAAGAUGCGGCAAAAAAAGCUGAGAUGAUCAAGAACAUGAACGAGGCAGUGUACCCUAAGUACUUGGGCUCUCUGAGCAGACUUAUUGCUGAGAACAAGGCAGAGAACAAAUCAAAGUUUGCAGUUGGAACAAAAUUCAGUUUGGCUGACAUUGUCAUCUUUGAGAGUACAACAAGUUUGUCCCAGACCAACCCUGACCUACUUAACAAAUACCCUGAAGUGAAAGCCAUACGGGAAAUAGUGGCCCAGAUUGAUGGAAUUAAACAGUACCUGGAGACCAGGAAGAAGACAGAUCUGUAAAUAGUUUAACUCAUUAAAAUUUAGUUAUUUUCUUGUAUCAUAUCAUUAGAGCAUGAUAUUGUAAUAUACUCAUUAAUCACACUGCAAUGUCAUUGGAAUAUUUGUACUGAGUGUAGAUUGAUCCAAUUUCUAUUGAAAUAAAAAAUGUUAUAAUUUAA